ACCUUUCAAAGGUUCUCCAGCAGUAUUUAACUGAUGCAAAAGGAACACACUUGCAAUUUUCUACUUUUGACAUGACAGACCCUCCUCUUAGUUCACACAAUGUUCAAAAGGCACAAGUCCCUCGCUUCGGAACGCAAGAGAGCAUUACUUUCCCAAAGAGCUACACGGUUCAUACUGAAGGAUGAUAUGAGAAAUUUUCACUUUUUGUCAAAACUUGUACUCUCAGCGGGCCCUCUAAGACCAACUCCAGCAGUCAAACAUUCAAAAACGACUCACUUUGAGAUUGAAAUAUUUGAUGCUCAAACAAGGAAACAGAUAUGUAUUCUGGAUAAGGUGACACAAUCAUCUACUAUUCAUGAUGUUAAGCAAAAGUUUCACAAAGCAUGUCCAAAGUGGUACCCUUCUCGAGUUGGUCUGCAGCUAGAAUGUGGCGGGCCUUUUUUGAAGGACUACAUUACCAUUCAAAGUAUUGCAGCUUCCUCCAUUGUCACACUGUAUGCUACAGACCUAGGUCAACAAGUCAGUUGGACCACAGUGUUUUUGGCUGAAUACACAGGACCUCUGCUAAUAUACCUCCUCUUUUAUUUGAGGAUCCCAUGUAUAUAUGAUGGAAAAGAGAGUGCUAGAAGAUUACGCCACCCAGUGGUACACUUGGCUUGCUUCUGUCAUUGUAUACACUACAUCCGAUACCUUUUGGAAACCUUAUUUGUUCACAAAGUUUCUGCAGGACACACACCUUUGAAAAAUUUGAUAAUGAGUUGUGCCUUUUACUGGGGAUUUACUUCUUGGAUUGCCUACUACAUUAAUCAUCCACUAUAUACACCACCAUCAUUUGGAAACAGGCAAAUCACAGUAUCUGCUAUCAAUUUUCUGAUUUGUGAAGCUGGGAAUCAUUUCAUCAAUGUAAUGUUGUCUCAUCCCAAUCACACAGGAAACAAUGCCUGUUUCCCAAGUCCAAAUUAUAACCCCUUCACAUGGAUGUUUUUCCUGGUUUCAUGUCCUAACUACACCUAUGAGAUUGGAUCAUGGAUUAGUUUCACAGUCAUGACACAAACACUGCCAGUUGGAAUUUUUACACUUCUGAUGAGUAUCCAGAUGUCUUUGUGGGCACAAAAGAAACAUAAGAUUUAUCUGAGAAAAUUCAAUUCAUAUAUUCAUAGAAAAUCAGCAAUGAUUCCAUUCAUAUUGUAAAAAAAGAAUCUUAUCUCCUAUAGAAAACAGCAACAUAUAAAUUCAAUAAAUAAGACUUAGUUAAGGAUAGUUAACUAUUAUACUCCAACAAUUCAUGAGCAACAGUAUAUACACUGAGUAAAAAUAUAAAAUAGUAAAAUUUCACUAAAUUUAGAGAAAUGCACAUGGUAAUAAAAAGUAUAAAUUAUAAAUGCAAUUAACUAAGAACAGCUCUGAAUGUAUUUGCAUGGGAUUGGUCCUUGAAUAAAAUUGUCUUACUUCAUUAAUACUUCACAAUACUAUUUGCAUAAGACAAAAUACCACAGCAAAAAAAAAAAUCUGAUUAACAAAUGAAAAAGCGAUCUGAACAGACAUUUCCCAAAGGAAGACAUAUACAUGGUCAAUAAGUAUAUUUUUAAAAUGCUCAACAUUAACUAUUCAUACAGAAAUGCAAAUCAAAACCACAAUGAGAUAUCAUCUCAUCCUAAUUAAGGUGACUAUUUUCAAAAAGACAAAAAAUAUGACAGCCGUGGUGGUUCAUAUCUGUAAUCCUAACACUUUGACAGGCCAAGGCAGGGGAAUUGCUUGAGUUCAGAAGUUUGAGAUCUGGGCAACAUAUUGAGACUCUGUCUCUAAAAAGCAUAUUGAGACUCUGUCUCUACAAAAAAAUUUUAAAAAGUAAAAAUUAGCUGGGCGUGGUGGCACAUGCCAGUAGGUAGUCCCAGCUACUCGAGGUUGCUCCAGCUCAGGCGUUCAAGGCUACAGAGAGCCAUGAUUAAACCAAGGCACUCCAGCCUGGGUGACAGAGUGAGACUGUCUCAAAAUAAAAUAAAAAUAACAUAUUGGUGAAGAUGCGGGAAAAAAAAAAGAACUCUUAGACACUGCUGGUGGGAAUGUAAACUAGAGCAGCCAUGUGGAGAACAACAUGGACUUUCUUCAAAAAUUACAAAUAGAACUAUCAUAUGAUCCAGCAAUACCAUUACUGGAAAAAGGAAAUCUGUAUAUUAAAGAGACAUUUGAACCCUAUGUUUACUGCAGCACUAUUCACAAUAGCCAAGAUAUAGGAGCAACCUAGGUGUCCAACAACAGAUGAAUGGAUAAAGAAAAUGUGGUAUAUAUACACAAUAGAAUACUAUGCAGCCAUAAAAACUGAAUUCCUGUCAUUCAGGACAACAUGGAUGGAAUUGGAGGGCAUAUGUUAAGUGAAACAAGCCAGGAACAGAAAGUUAAACAUUGCAUGUUAUUACUUAUAUGUGGAAGCUAAAAAAAUUGAUAUCAUAGAAGUAAAAAAUAAAACAGAGGAUACUACAGGCUGGGAAAGCUGCAGCAAAGGGAGACUAGAGAGAGAUUUGUUAAAGGAUACAAAGUUACAGCUUGGUAGGAGGAAUAAUUUCUGGUGUUCUAUACCACUGUAGGACGACUAUAGUUAAGAACAUUAUAUUCCAUUUAGUUUCAAAUAGCUAAAAGGAGAUUUUGUCCCCAACAAAAAGAAAUGAUAAAUAUUUGAAACCAUGGAUACUCUAAUUUCUCUGAUCUGACCACUAUAAAUUAUAUGUAUUGAAACAUUAUUAUGUAUCUCCCAAAUAUGUUCAAUUCUUAUGUCGCUCAAAAAAUAAAAUUUAAUUUAAAAAGUAUCUGAUUUUUAAAGUAAAUAUUUUUUAAAGUUUUGACAUUUAAAUUACUUGAAUCUCAUUAUUUUGACAAUAAUUUAAUUCUUUUAUUGUUCAAUCUGUUAGUGAGAUGUGUCAUAGGUAUUAUGUCAUUAGUUCAAAUUCUUGCGGAAAUUAUAGCUAUAUUAAAAGUGUAACAUUUUUAUUUAGUUGUGUACUUAUUUGUUAAUAAUACAGACAUUGUAUGUUAUCAUACUGAAAUUUACAAUUAAAAUAUUUUCUGUAGAUUAUUUGAAAAUCAUUCUAAAUAUAUAUUUUGAAAUAUAUAGAUUAUAUUUGUAUGUAAAUUAUAUUUAUACAUCUUCUGAAAUAUAUUUCAAAAUAUGUGUGUACGUGUGUAUAUGUGUAUAUAUAUACACAUAUAUAUACACAUACACAAAUAUAUGCAUAUUUCAAAUGGAUUGUAUGCACUUGCAAAGCAAAAGUACAUUGGUAAUUUGGGCACAUUCAGAGUGGAAAAAAUUUGUUCUAUUUUUACAUCUUUAAAUACCUAUCUUCUAUGAAAGCCUAUGUGCAUGUGUGUGUGUGUAUGAGUUUCUAUGUGAGCAUGCAUAUAUACUUCACAAAGAGAUGACCUAUAUAAAUCAAAGUACACAUUAUUUAAAAUAUUUAAAAAAAUUUUCAGUUUCUUCAUUUUUAAAUUGUGAUUUUUAGAUUUGUUAGUCUAUGGAGUAUUUUCAAUUCUCAGAUUAUACAUAUGUUAUAAAAUAUGUUCAUUAAA
Molecule: messenger RNA, 3561 nt
Organism: Homo sapiens (human)
Lineage: Eukaryota; Metazoa; Chordata; Mammalia; Primates; Hominidae
Gene: TECRL
Product: trans-2,3-enoyl-CoA reductase like
Exons: 12
Coding region: 100-1191 (363 amino acids)
Biological process (GO): lipid metabolic process
Cellular component (GO): endoplasmic reticulum; membrane
Molecular function (GO): oxidoreductase activity, acting on the CH-CH group of donors
Source: RefSeq, marked reviewed